This is a messenger RNA of Owenia fusiformis, 1055 nucleotides long. Lineage: Eukaryota; Metazoa; Annelida; Polychaeta; Sabellida; Oweniidae. The record is from the annotation of a GenBank genome assembly.
UUGAAAAAUCGUCAAAGAAGAUGAGUAUUGCUUUCCUUUUGCUGUGUAUAGGAAGUGUAUUGGUGUCAGGGUUCCCAUCAACCAAGAAGGGUGUCUGCGUGUCCCCGAAAGGCUAUCAGUGUACAGACUUAGAGCAAUUUAGUGACUUAGUUUGGUGGUAUGACUGGUCUUUAAAGCCUGCUUAUAAGAAACGUGGUGAUUGCACAAACGUACCAAUACAGGAGAGGGUCGCCAUGAAGAAGGCGAUGGCGUGGCCGAAUCUCAAUAUUCCCAAUGGUACAAAAUAUCUAUUGGGCUUCAAUGAACCGAACGUUAUAGAUCAGGCAAACAUGACACCCCAGGAGGCCGCCAACUAUUGGCCACAAAUUGAGGCUGCUGCCACAUCAGCGAAUGUAGACGGACUUGUAAGUCCAUCAGCGACCUAUUGUGGAGGCGGUUCCGCUAAAUGUAUCACGCAAUCUGCAUUUGAAUGGUUUGACGAAUUUUUCGCAAUUUGCUCCAAUUGUCGCGUUGAUUACGUAGCAACCCAUCAUUAUACAUGUGAUCCAGUUAAAACCAUGGAUUACUUGGCUGCCGUCUACGCCGCAUAUGGUAAACAGAUUUGGUUAACGGAGUUUGCCUGUCCAAGCAAUGAUUUCACUACUGUGUCCAAUUACAUGUCGGCUGUACUGCCGCUAUUAGAAGAGGCUCCGUAUGUGUUUAGAUAUUCUUGGUACACUACACGUAUAAGCAACUCCAAUGCCUAUAUACCGCCGAUGAAUGCAUUACUUGAGAGUGGAGGAACUGGUUUAACUGCUCUGGGUCAAAUCUAUGAUAGUUUCCAGCCAGCAUAACACUGUUGCUCAACAGGCCAACACUGUUACUCAAUUAAUUCUACAUAAUUUGUAUAAUGUGAACUCGGGCUCUUGAGUGCAUUGAUGAGUAAAAUACUUUAAAAUCACAUAUUUGUGUUAUAUCUAUUCUUUUCAUCUAGAGUACGUGCAAAUCUAUUUACAGAAUUUCUAUACGUACAAUACAUAAAUUUAAAACAGCUCAGUACUGUAAAUGAGGCGAAA